Molecule: messenger RNA, 2275 nt
Organism: Tuber aestivum (summer truffle)
Lineage: Eukaryota; Fungi; Ascomycota; Pezizomycetes; Pezizales; Tuberaceae
Source: the annotation of a GenBank genome assembly
UCCGUGUCCCUCGUGGUGAUUUGACGCAUCUCUCGUGCUCUUCUCCCUCCAACCCUUCAUCUUCUCUCACCAAGACCCCGUCCCUUGCCGCUGCCGUUGACCCGACUUCUCCUGACGACGGGUACCCACUGAUUUCUCUCGUUAAAUUUCCACGCUUCCCACGGGGUACCAAGCUCCCGUGAACGCUCUUACACAUUCACCCCCCCCUAAGCCCCACAUCCCCACCGAAGAUGCCGGCCCGUGCAGUUUUCCUCGCCGUGUCCGCAGCUAUAGCUGCUGGCAUCGUGGUUUACCAUGAACGCGAGAGACUCUUGGAGCUGCUUGAACGCACCGGUCGGAAAGUUGCCUUGUCGUUCUCGCAAAUUGCGGAAGAGCUCAACCCACGACCACGACAGAUGGAGCAUCCUAUGGCCGGCAGAACACCCCCUCGGCCGCGAACUCCGAGCGGGGAGGAGUGGACAGAAGAGGAGAAAGCCUUCAUCUUUGACGAAAAGUUCACCGACGCCGAAGCAAGCAAGCGAGACGAGGAUACCUUCGGUGCAGCCUCUGGCUGGGAGGGACUGGAUGGCGUGGCAGGAGACGUAAGACACCGCGGCUCGCCACUCGUGGCUCCGGCAAACGAUUCCGUCCACUUCGACACUGCACCGGCUUCGCCUGCCAGGUCCUCCACACCAGCGGGAGUUGCCGUAAAGGUGCCCGGCUCUGUUACAGCUACUUCCCCCUCCCGCCGCAGUUCGAGCGCCACACUUGGUGGCGACAAGGCUCUACCUAACCUGCCCCCUGCGCUGCCACCGAAGCCUCGGGCUCUCGCUCAGGAGGCCACCCCGACAGCCGCAAAUGUAGAUUCCCCGCAGACCUCCUCGUCGAGCAGCGGUCACGAGGGACACCAGGCUGAAAACCCCUUUGGGGACUCGCGACCCUACUGGAGCAUCCAUGAGUGGGCUGAAAAUACCACGCUGGGUGGCGGCAGGUCACCGAGCAUUGCUGGCAGUGCCGCCGAGGAAAUCUCACAGCCCGCCGACGAGAUCUUGAGUGAAUUCGGAUCUGAGGAUGAGAGCGUGGGUUCGUGGACUGAAGUUGGUAGUUCCAUUCACAGUGACGACGAGAAUUAAGCGCAUUCCUGUUUGCUUCUUUCAACGCAUCUGUUUUGCUUGCAAAUGGUCUGGGAUAAACUAUUUUGGCGCGCGUGGGAAUUCCUUUUCUGUGUGUAUCUAUAAACUGUACGGAUGGGAACCACAGGAGAGCUGAGAUUAAGGGCAAAGAAAAACAAAAAGAGAGAAAGAAAGAAAUUGUCAGGCUUUUUUACAUUCCGUUGGGCAGGGGGCCAGCCUCAGGUUUUUCUUCAUUUUUUUUCUCCCGAUUCGUUUCUCUGCUAUGAUCUCACCUCAUCAUUUUCUUUCCUCCUCUCCUUUCCUUUCCUUUCCUUUCCUUCUUCUCUUGUGGAGUGGUCUAGUUUAUAUUUUUGCGUACUCUUCCCUGUACGAGUACUUUGCACUUUUCUCACCUUUUCCCUUCAUCACUUCCAGCUUCCCGCCCAACCAACCCAACGCCGCGGAGGAAAACAGACAAGCUGGGAAAAUUAUCCUCUCUCUUUUUUUAAUUCUUUCUUCGUCUUUCUUCUUUCCCUUGACUUUUGCCUGAUUACUUGCCCGCUUCGUUAUGUUCCAUCUCGUCCGUACUGGGUUUCCUUUUUUCUCUCACCAAUUCUAUCCAUAUACACAAGCGAAUGGCUAAACCUGAGUACUCCGGUUGAAAUUAUUUUGUGUUCUCCACGAAUUGGUGGUUGUCACAACUGAGUGUGAAGUGUGGCGGGCCCUGUAACGAGUGAGAGUACAUGAUGUGGCUGGAAGGGGGAACGUAAGCCUUUGAAGGUUUUUGUGGGGGCGGGGGAUAGUUCUUCCGUGCAGGGGUUUGGAUAGCUACCCGAUGCCGUGGGGUAUGCCACUUCUCUGAACGUGCUAGACAAGGUAUUGCCUUACUCUGCUCUGCUCCUAAGUAUGAUAUUGAAAGAGUCUGUUGUGCCGUAAACGUGGUGAAGAAUACCGGCCCUCUCAUAACAGGUUUUGCUACUCCCAAUCAACGAUUCCCGUCCAUUCUCACAACUUGUAUUUCGGCAGCAGGGUUUUAACACGGUCCGGGUGGAAUAUCAUAUCAUAACCUCCCCGGGUCCACAUCACUCUGUGAAGUGAGAACUGAGGAAGGAAAGUAUGAUAUAGAGGGGCGGAACGGGGCUGGGUUAAGCUACCUCAUUGCACAGUCCCUAAGUUAACGGUUA